CAUCUCCAUACCACGAAACAAAUCCAUCAAAGCGUUGCAUUUCCCUUGCAUCGUCUCUUCUUCUCUCAUCUUUUCUGUUUAUCAGAUUCACCACACUCGUUUUACACGUUUUUAACUGCUCGAAGGAACUACCGUCGUUUUUAAAACCACCAACUUCCCCUUUUUAAACCAGAAUCUAUUUCGACCUUUGUACAACUUUAUUACAUUAAUAUCAACUCAACAUGCGCUCCAACUUCUUCUCCGCUGCGGCUCUCCUUGCCGUGGCCCAGCUCGUCGCUGCCCAGACCUCCACCGAGUGCCAGCCUCUCGAGAAGAAGUGCCCCGAUGACCUCGCCCUCGGCACCACCAAGUCCAUCGACUUCACCGCCGGCGAGUCCAGCGACUUCUUCGCCCUCCCCGGCACGACCCUGAAGCACACCGCCGAUGGUGUCGAGUUCGACAUCACCAACGAGAAGCAGGCCCCCACCAUGGAGUCGAACUGGUACUUCUUCUUCGGCAGCGUCGAGGUUGUCAUGAAGGCCUCCGACGGCCGCGGCAUCGUGUCCUCGUUCGUCCUCGAGUCCGACGAUCUCGAUGAGGUCGACUGGGAGUGGAUCGGCUCCGACACCACACAGGUGCAGUCCAACUACUUCGGCAAGGGCGACGACAGCACCUUCGACCGCGGAGGAUUCCACGGCGUCUCCAACCCCCAGGCUGAGUUCCACACCUACCGCCUCGACUGGACCGCCGAGAAGCUCGUCUGGUCCAUUGAUGGCGCCGCCGUCCGCACUCUCCUGUACGCUGAUGCCAAGGCCGGAACCCGCUACCCCCAGACUCCAAUGAAGGUCAAGAUCGGCUCGUGGGUCGCUGGAUCCUCCACCGCGCCUAAGGGAACCGUCGAGUGGGCUGGUGGCCUCGCUGUGUGGACCAACAACCCUACCUACAAGAUGGUCGUCAAGAGCGUCAAGGUCGUCGAUGCCAACACGGGCGCUAAGUCGUACUCCUACGGCGACAUGACCGGUAGCUGGCAGAGCAUCAAGAUCGACAACGAGUCCACCGGAAACGCUGGCUCCGGAUCCGAGUCCUCCACCAAGGUCUCCUCCACUGUCGCACCUACCUCUACCAAGGCUCACUCUUCCACCGCUACUAAGGUCUCCAGCACCGAGACUAAGGAGUCUUCCACCUCUACCAAGGAGUCGAGCAGCUCCAUGACCACCGUUGUCUCCAGCUCGUCCACCGGUGCACCCAACGCUACCGCUACUGGUGGCUCGUCUUCCACUGAUGGCUCCUCCGACCCUACCUCCACUGGCCCAUCGACCCCAGUUAACUCCACUGGUGCCGGUGCCAAGCUCGGCGCCAACUUGGCGAUGGUCGGUGCUGUUGUUGCUUUCUUCGCUUUAUAAGCGGGGAUUGUGUGAUGGGAUGGUUUGCAU
Pseudogymnoascus verrucosus is the source of this 1412-nucleotide messenger RNA. RefSeq lists its product as uncharacterized. The coding region runs from base 222 to 1382 and encodes 386 amino acids. Gene Ontology annotation, cellular component: fungal-type cell wall. Gene Ontology annotation, molecular function: hydrolase activity, hydrolyzing O-glycosyl compounds; glycosyltransferase activity. The transcript is spliced from 2 exons. NCBI's taxonomy places the organism in Eukaryota, Fungi, Ascomycota, Leotiomycetes, Thelebolales, Thelebolaceae. The record is from RefSeq and is a predicted model, not a curated record. Gene Ontology annotation, biological process: carbohydrate metabolic process; fungal-type cell wall organization.